This is a messenger RNA of Cynara cardunculus var. scolymus (artichoke), 703 nucleotides long. Its product is annotated as glutathione S-transferase APIC-like. The record is from RefSeq and is a predicted model, not a curated record. Lineage: Eukaryota; Viridiplantae; Streptophyta; Magnoliopsida; Asterales; Asteraceae. The transcript has 3 exons. Gene Ontology annotation, cellular component: cytoplasm. Gene Ontology annotation, molecular function: glutathione transferase activity; glutathione binding. Bases 27 to 659 code for a protein of 210 amino acids.
AUCUCUAGCCAAUACCAACACUAGCCAUGGCCAUCAAAGUCUUCGGAGCCCCGGGUUCAACCGCAACCCUCCGAGUUCGUGCUUGCCUCGCUGAGAAGGACCUUGACUAUGAGUUCAUUCUCGUCGAUUUGGCCACCAAAGAACACAAGAAGCCUGAAUUCCUUCCUCGUAACCCGUUUGGUCAAGUUCCAGCGUUUGAGGAUGGUGAUCUUAAACUGUUCGAGUCGAGAGCGAUUACGGAAUACAUAGCUAACGCAUACGCCGAUAAGGGGAACGAUCUGAUCUCCAAGGAUGUGAAGAAGAUGGCGAUACAGUCGGUGUGGAUGGAAGUGGAAUCUCACAAAUAUGAACCGGUGACUUCUAUGCUGUUUGUGGAGCUGUGUUUGAAGCCAAUGUGGGGGAUGCCGGUAGACGAGGCGGUGGUGGAAGAGAACGAGAAGAAGCUGGAGGAGGUGMUGGACAUCUAUGAAUCGCGGCUGUCGGAGAGCAAGUAUUUGGGGGGAGAUAGCUUCACGUUGGCGGAUCUGCACCACCUCCCCAACCUCAAGUAUUUGAUGGGAACAAAGGUGAAGAAGGUGUUUGAGGCGCGGCCACAUGUCAGCGCGUGGGCGKCGGAAAUUCUAUCGAGGCCUUCAUGGGUGAAAGUCACGGCGGCUUAAACGUGAUUUUGAUGAGAAUGAAUGGAUGCAAUCUGUGUGCGCAA